AUGGCAUCAAAACUGAAGCAAUUGCAAUCAAAGGCAGGUCAAGCUUCACAGUUUUUGUCAAAACAUGGAAGUGCUUACUACAAGCAGCUGAUGGAGCAGAAUAAGCAGUUUGUUCAGGAGCCAGCAACUGUUGAAAAAUGCAAUGAGUUGUCCAAACAGCUCUUCUACACUCGCCUUGCAAGCCUCCCUAACCGAAACGAGUCAUUCUGGAAGGAGGUUGAUCAUGUGAAGAAUCUAUGGAAGAACAAACAAGAUUUGCAUGUGGAACAAGUUGGAGUUGCUGCAUUGUUUGGGAUUGAAUGUUUUGCAUGGUUUUGUGCUGGUGAGAUUGUUGGAAGGGGUUUCACAAUCACUGGUUACCAUGUUUGAGUUUUUUUUUUUU
This is a messenger RNA of Lactuca virosa, 382 nucleotides long. The record is from the annotation of a GenBank genome assembly. Lineage: Eukaryota; Viridiplantae; Streptophyta; Magnoliopsida; Asterales; Asteraceae.